AUGGGACCACCUGUGAUUCAUAUACUGGUCAAUGCAAAACCUACAAGACUUCAAGAAACUGACGACUUAACCAAAAUUGCAUCGUCCCAUGGAGUACAUUUCACUCCACUCGCUUCGGCGUUUAUUCCUUUCAACUCAGAUCUUUCACUACCUCUCGAGUUCAACUUUAAAAUCAUACCAUCCGCUAAUACUCUUAAUGGAAACAUCGCUCUUUUCACUUUCCGAAACGCAGAAACCAACGAACUCAAUUACUUAAAGCUAGAGAUUUCGAUGGGAAAUAUUGUAGCUAGUUAUGUGGAGAAUCUGGGAUCUCAAAUGAAGUGCAUCCGCGCGAAUAAAAUGAUUGAUGGUUCCCCACUUUGGAUCUGGGUCAUAGUAACAGAGACAAAGAACCUCCGUAUUCGAGUGGCAGAUUCAAGGGACUUUAGUGCCUCUACAGGUGAAGAUUUAAGGAAGAUCAGUUCUCAGGAAUACAGAGAUUUUAUCGAUAACAAAGCCACUGGUCUCGUUCUUGGGUCCUCUACUAACUCAGAUACACCGGACAAAAUUUACGGAUUUUCUGGAUGCAUGGCCGAUGUGAGUGUCCAGAGGAAUCCAAAGGUCGGGAAAGUGGAGAAGUAUGUCCUCAUGUUGAAUGGCAAAUCUGAAGUGUUGACCUGGAAGAGGCUUCCUAGUGAUGGAGUCAAAACUUGUGGUGGGAAUGUAAACAGUCAGGUGUCGACAUUAGAAGGAAAAAAUUUUAUGAAUUGUGGAGCUCAAAACCCGUGCAAGAAUGGUGGGGAGUGUGUAUCAGCGGCGAAUGGUGACUUUGAAGAAUGCAUCUGCCUUCCCGGUUGGCAAGGAACUUAUUGUGAAUCCGAGGUGACGAUAAUUCCGGAAUUCAAUGGAAACGCGUAUGUUCAGUUGCCGGGACCCAAGGGACCAGAGACACUAAAUAAGCGAAAAAUGCAAAUGGAAAUCAUUUUCUUGAGAAAACAAAAUGAGGGUAUCCUAUUUGCGAUUCCACCCAAGUAUAAUGGCUCUGAGUUCCUGGUAAUCCGCGCCGAAGCCGAUGAGUGUGUGAAGGUCUACCUUCGUGUCGGUCGCAUCGAUCAAUUCGCGCGAAGGAAUUUCUAUGGUUGGCUACGACAAAAAUUUGGACCGAGACAGCGUCUAUCGAUAGCAAAAGUCUGCCGUGUUAUUCAUGAUCAGUGGCACAGACUGAUUAUUGAAAAGACAGGCGCAUACUUGUCUGUCAGCUUUAAUGGUCAAUUAGCCUCCCGAAUACGACUGUUGCCACAAGGACUACCAAGAUCCAAACCAGAAUUGCGAAAAGCCCUUAUGAGUUUCGAUCUAUCAAACAGUCCAGUUUAUCUUGGAGGAAUCCCGGAAUAUGAGAAUUAUUUCCUCAACGACAUUCUACCAUCCAAAGAGUCCUUUGUCGGAGCUAUUCAAAAGGUCAUUCUUAAUGGAGCUGAGCUGAUCCUAGCUGGACCCUCGCCGAUCCGGGAUCAUGAAGUGGAAUAUUGGGUAGGAGUUGUUCAAUGGCAAGGAGCACCGUGUGGCGAGAAGUAUUCCUCCUGUUCAGCGGAUCCUAACUCCCUUCAACACGUUUGUCGGCCUUAUAUGGACACAUAUGCAUGCGCCUGUUCUACACCUUACACUCACAUGUCCAUCGUAAGGCAAGUUGUUGCCUCUAUGGGAGAAGUCGAUUUCACCCACAACGCCACAGCCCUGCGGGAGAUUUCACAAAGAGCGGAGGAGAUCGCUUGCGAAUUCAAUGCGGCUAGAUUUGUAACACCAGUGAAAGACCUUCAACAUGACGAUCCACUGAAAGAUAACGAACCAGUCCUUUCAUUUAAACAAGGGCAUCAACAAAGAGAACGACCCAAUUCUGCACAAAAUACUCCUAUUUCGGCCCAAAACAAUGCACUCAAAUACCAAUCGGCAGUCAAAUUUGGGGGACAAACUGUGAUCAGUUAUCGAAAUUAUGUACCAAAGGAAGAUGACUUUGACAGCAUUCGACUUGAGUUCAAAUCGGAAUCAUCAGAUGGCAUUCUGUUAAUGAUACCUGAUAAUCAAUACCAAUUCAAAGAAUAUCUAUGUCUUUUCUUGAUCAAUGGCAAAUCAGAAGUGCACCUAAAUUUAAGAGGAUUCGAUUCGUCAUCGUUGCAGAUUCUUAAUGUAAAAUCCGAAAUUAACGUUGCUGAUGGCGAAUGGCAUUCAAUUGAAAUUAUAAGAUCUCGAGGAAAGGUGUCGCUUAUCGUCGACAACCACUUGAGCUCAGGCGAGCUUCUGAAUAGUGAUGGAAUAUUACAUAAUGACGGCAUUGUUUGGCUGGGAGGAUCCCUGGAGCACGUUGGCUCAAUGCCUUUGCAUUAUCAGCGCAACUUCACCGGAUGCGUUUCUACUCUUUUCUUUAAUGAGGUCUCUGUUGAUUUACUCGGAGGUGCAGAUAUUCUCUAUGGCGCAAUUACACCUUGUUAA
Molecule: messenger RNA, 2466 nt
Organism: Rodentolepis nana
Lineage: Eukaryota; Metazoa; Platyhelminthes; Cestoda; Cyclophyllidea; Hymenolepididae
Source: the annotation of a GenBank genome assembly